Molecule: messenger RNA, 786 nt
Organism: Alternaria postmessia
Lineage: Eukaryota; Fungi; Ascomycota; Dothideomycetes; Pleosporales; Pleosporaceae
Exons: 2
Coding region: 1-786 (261 amino acids)
Source: RefSeq, a predicted model, not a curated record
AUGAGCGGAGACCCCGAGUUCAUCAUCCUGAAGUACCAAGCAUGGAUGAGGACAGCCGCUUUCGAAGACACGAUCCUUGGCGCUAUCAUAAAACAGCCUCUGAGCCCUUCCACAAACUAUGUUCCCGAUGCGCCGACCGCAUACAUCAGCCACGCACUUCAAGAAGGCUCUGCGACUGAUUUUGUCCUCGAGGGCACUGGAAGUAGAAGUCAGGGCGUCGCGGGUUCGUUGACAUCCAUCGGACAAUUCUCGGUAUCUGGCAGCCGCGAAGCUAGCGUCCACCUCAACGGGAAGCACAUUCGAUACAAGCGGAUUCGGCAACUCGACCAAUUUUGGGCCAAGCUCAGAGAAGAUCCGGACGUCAAACGGAUCGGCAUUAUGAUCGGCGAGGACGUUGAGAUCAGCAUGGAUGCAGCGAAGACUCAAGAGCGUAAGGCGCAAGGCGAGAUCCCUGUGGGUGAGAUACUUCUACCAUCUGGUGGAAUAAACCCGCUAGGAAAGGACGCAAACCCCAAGCUCGAAGCGACAUCCUCGCAACACACAGCCACUCUCUUUAAAGCCAGCAUGGGAGAAAGUAUUAUCUUUGUAGUUGAGCUGAAGAUAGUCACGACCGGGUCCAUCCACCGUCAGCUCUUGCGAUUGGAGGACAAGGGGCCGAACGUCGGCGAUAAUCGUUUGGCUGGUAUGGACUCAGACGAAGACAGCGAUGAGGAGGCACCUGUUGAUGAAGACUUUAUCUUGGCUGAUCUAUACACAGAUACAGUGAAAGAUAUGACACAAGACUAG